Molecule: messenger RNA, 153 nt
Organism: Funneliformis geosporum
Lineage: Eukaryota; Fungi; Glomeromycota; Glomeromycetes; Glomerales; Glomeraceae
Source: the annotation of a GenBank genome assembly
AUGGAGGAAGAUUCAGGAAAAGUUUACGCUUAUGAUAUAUUCGUCAACCUCGCUAAACUCCUAGGAGUGAUACUCUCAGUUGUAAAAUUUCUUGAAAUGUUAACUUACGUUGUUCAAAUCAAAAAUGAUAUGGCAACAAUGAACGAAACCUGA